Messenger RNA from Schistosoma bovis, 1031 nucleotides. The record is from the annotation of a GenBank genome assembly. Lineage: Eukaryota; Metazoa; Platyhelminthes; Trematoda; Strigeidida; Schistosomatidae.
GUUUGAAACCUUCCAGGUCGUUGGCGUUUAUCGAAUCUCGCGGUACGGUAUGCCAAGAGACAAAGCAGUGUGCGAUAUUUUAGAUGCUUCAUUUUAUAAAUCACCGUACCGUGACAGAAGGAAUGAUUUUACUCCACGGGAAUUAUCUCAAUGUCUAAAAGAAACGACCACUUUAUACAUCGGGAAUUUGUCUUUCUAUACUCGUGAAGAACAAAUCUGGGAACUAUUUAGCCGAGCCGGCGAAAUCAAGCGCGUUAUUAUGGGCUUACACAGAUUUGAUAAAACUCCAUGUGGGUUUUGUUUUGUGGAAUAUUGUACACGAGACGGUGCGGAAAUGGCCAUGAGAUACAUUAACAAAACUCGAUUAGAUGAUCGAAUAAUUCGCACAGACUGGGAUGCGGGUUUCGAGGAAGGAAGACAGUAUGGCCGGGGAAGAAGUGGUGGACAGGUAAAAGGCUUGAUUUCUUGUUAUUAUACGUAAUCGUACUAACUACAUACUUUUAGGCCUUGUAAGCUAGUUAGGUACUACUAGACGUUAAAACCUUAGAUCCUCAAGAAAGUGUACAUCUCCCAUUUGCUAAAUUUCACAUUAUGAUAGGAAAUGAAGGAAUAAUUACAUCAAUAACCUCAUAAGCAACUCAAGCCUCAAAAAGGGUAAAGCUCUCAAAAGUUCUGCACAAAUUAAAGAUCAGUUUAUUUUGAUGAUCUUCAUUUAUGCUAAUCAUUUUAUCAAGUUGACUUACGAACAUGUGUUUGACCUUUCCCUUGUUGCUUUAUAUCUUAACUUUGUCAACAUGACGGUUGACUUCAGAUUGACACGGAUGCCGUGCGUCUCCUCAGAUUUGUCUUCAGACGUUUAUAUUCAUUUGUCUAAUGGAUGAUAUAUUGCAGUACGUAACUGUGCGAAUUUCGUCAUUGUCAUAUAAAAUUAAAUGGUAAGUGUUUUACUCAGUAAUUUAGUGUAAAUUUCUUUACACUUGUGUUAUUUUAUCGUACCUUUCGCAUGCAUAAUACUAGUGUUAGAAUGUGAG